AUGUCUAAUUCUGAACAAGUUAAUAUUGCUUCUACACACACAACAAUCGAUGUAAACAAAAAUGAUAAAACAUUUACGGAACCGACAACAUUUGCACUCGGUCAUGAUUUACAUGAUCAGCGAUUAGAUCAAAAUGAACAAAAACAACAAUCUUCAAUUGAUUUCGCAUUAAAUUCAAUACAAAAAUUUGAUGGAAGUGGUGACCCAGAAUUUUGGUUAAAACAUUUUAUGGAAAAAUUUGAUUCCUUACAACUUAAACGUCGUGAACAAUAUAAAUUAAUUCCGGAUACAUUGACUGGUGAAGCACUUAUUUGGUAUGGUAAACAGCAAGAUCAUAUGCCAACCUUUAUUACAUUUAUGAAAAAAUUUUUACAACAUUUUGAUAAUCAAGAGUUAAAGACAGACUUAUCAACAAAAAUUAUUUCACCAGGCACACCAUCGAAGCAAUCAGGAAAUGCAAAUUAUCAAGAUGCUUUUAUGGACUGUUUACGAACUCAAAUGUUAAUCACUUCUCUUGAAAAAAUACCAAAAUUUUCUGGUAAAUCGAAACAAAAUGUAUCUAAUUUGUUGCAAGAAAUUCAACAAACAAUGAAUAUAUUUAAGUUAACAGAUGAUGAAAAAUUAUUUUAUGUACUGUUAUGUCUAGAAGAUUAUGCAGAAGACUGGUUUUAUGAUAAUAAACAUUUAAUGUUAACAUGGACAAUCUUUACACAAAAAUUAUUAAAAACAUUUGGAUCCUCAGGAAAAGCUGUGAUCGCAUUUAAUCGUUUACGUCAUUAUGAACAAGGUAUUACUCAAGAUGUGAAACAAUAUUAUUUUCAAAUUAUGAAAUUAUGUAAAGAAGCUAAUCCAUUUAUGGAUGAUGCUAGUAAACUACAAUAUUUGAAAGAUGGUUUAAAACCUUCCUUACGUUUCAAUGUAUUAUUAAAAAAUCCAGUAAAUACGGAAGAAUUUUUACAAUAUGCUCAAAAGAUCGAAGAACUUCAAACAUUAGAUGAACAACAAGAUAUUAUUAUUGUACCAAGAAAAAAUCAUUUUUUAGCUUCAUUACCAAUCAACCCAACACUUGAAAGCAAUAUUUCACAAAAUAUGAAUCGAUCAUCUCAAAAUUCAUCACCAAAUGAUAAUGAUACACAAUAUAAUAUUAACUACUAA
Messenger RNA from Rotaria sp. Silwood2, 1155 nucleotides. The record is from the annotation of a GenBank genome assembly. Lineage: Eukaryota; Metazoa; Rotifera; Eurotatoria; Philodinida; Philodinidae.